Molecule: messenger RNA, 8963 nt
Organism: Danio aesculapii
Lineage: Eukaryota; Metazoa; Chordata; Actinopteri; Cypriniformes; Danionidae
Gene: crebbpa
Product: CREB binding protein a
Biological process (GO): positive regulation of transcription by RNA polymerase II
Cellular component (GO): histone acetyltransferase complex; nucleus; transcription regulator complex
Molecular function (GO): histone acetyltransferase activity; chromatin DNA binding; zinc ion binding
Source: RefSeq, a predicted model, not a curated record
AUCAACAGCCGCCAUCUUGUCGCGGCUCGGAAUCAGGAUUUCGAUAGAGCACUAUUUUUUAUUUUUGAACACGGAGCAUCCAAAUCGAGCUUUGACGACCCCGUUCAGCGGAAAAUGACACCUUUAUAUCAGCGCGGAGGAAUUUUUGGCGGAAAACCCUGGAUUUAAUCGGCGUGCGUCGGCCACAAAACCCUCGUAUAUCUGAUUUCCCCUUCAGAGCGGCGCUUGCGUCCGUAUUUCGCUCCGAGCUGUUAUUGUUUACCGGACGCUUUUGGAGGACAGGCAGCGCCGUGGAGACUAUUUUGCAAAAAUAUCUCAUUUUUAUGCAACCGUGCAUUUUUACAAGAAGCCAGAGGAUUUUUGCACGGAAAAAAUUGACGUCAGAAAAUGGAUCGCGUGCCGUUGCAGAAUUAACGACGCUCGCACGCGCAGACUCCUGUGUUUCUUUUAUUUGGGAUUUUGCGUUGAAUUCGCGGAAAGGAGGCGUUUUCUCUCGGUAAUAUAACGAUGAUAAUGUGGGUGUUGGGUGUUGGAUUAUCAUGGGGUGAAUGGUGGUGGCGACGCGGGGCGCUGUUGCUGCUUUUUUGAGAAAAUCCUCCGCCGAGCCGCUCCACACUCCCCACGUCUUUCAAAAGUAAGGUAAUAUCUGUUUUUCCGACGAAAGGAUCCUCCACUUUGCAUUUUUGACCCACAACACUCAGCCAGAAGCUCAUUUGAAUCGCAAUGGCAGAAAAUGUGCUCGACGUCGGCCCUCCCAAUGCGAAGCGGGCGAAGCUGACAGCACCUGCUCCAGACGCUCCAGAGUUGGGCUCACUUUCCUGGGAUGACCUGGAGAACGAUCUUCCAGAUGAGCUGAUUCCUAACGGAGACCUGGGGCUGAUGUCCAUGCCCUCAAACGGCGGGGCUGCAGGUACGGGCGCUCACGGCCAUGUCCCCGACGCCGCUGCCAAGCACAAGCAACUCUCGGAGCUCCUGCGGCCGGGAAGCAGCGCUGGCAUGAACUCGGUCAGCCCGCAACCUGGCAGCAUCGGACCUCAGCUUGGUGGGCUCGGAAAGAGUCCCCUACGCCAAGGCUCCCCUUCCCACCCUUCCCAAACACAAAAACCAGGGGGCACUCCUGGGACGCAGGGCAAUAAUGCCGGAUCAGCUGGCAUGGCGUUUAACCAGGGUAUGCUGAACAGCGGCAUGAUGGGACAGAACGCGGGCGCUCAGUCGGGUCAGGUGAUAAAUGGAGCUCUUGGGCCUGUAGGCCGCGGUCGAGGCACACAGGGAAUGUAUCAGGGUGCCACCAUGCAGGUGGCAUCUUCUGUUGGAGUGGGAGGAGGAGUGGGUGCGGCGCCUGGAGGAGCAGGAAGUGUCCUGGCAGAAACACUCACACAAGGGGCACAGCAAUUGGGCAUCAACGCUCAGCAGGCCAAGAUGGGCAUGGCAGGUGGCAACAGUCCAUUUGGGCAGUACCAGGCUGGAGGUCAACAACUGGGCACGAACGCACAGAAUAAAGGCGCCCUUCCCAACAGCCUCCCCCCAUUUCCAACUGACCUAAAGGGGGCGACUGUCACCAGCGUGCCAAACAUGCCCCAGCAGCAACAGGUGUCGGUAGGCAUGGUGGCGGGUCAGGGCGUAUCGACGGGUCCCACAGCUGACCCGGAGAAGCGCAAGCUGAUCCAGCAGCAGCUGGUUCUGCUGCUUCAUGCCCACAAGUGCCAGCGGCGUGAGCAGGCCAAUGGAGAUAUGCGAGCCUGUGCUCUGCCACACUGCAGGACCAUGAAGAACGUCCUCAACCACAUGACACACUGCCAGGCUGGCAAGUCCUGCCAAGUGGCUCACUGUGCUUCAUCGAGGCAGAUCAUCUCGCAUUGGAAGAACUGCACCAGACACGACUGUCCCGUCUGCCUGCCCCUGAAGAACGCCAGCGAAAACGCUAAUAAACUCAACCAGCAACCAAUGCUGAGUCCCCCAAACGCUAGUCUACAAACCCCUAUCGGGUCUGUCGGCACGGGGCAGCAGACGGCACCCGCUCUGCCCAGCUCCACACCCAUCGACCCCAGCUCCAUGCGGCGGGCAUAUGCUGCCCUCGGCCUCCCCUACAGCAAUCAGAACCCCACACAGACCCAGUCCCCCACGCAGACACAGGGCCCCGGACAGACGACGGCGCAGACACAACACCAGCAGCCAAUGAGAUCCAUCACUGCGCUUGGAGGAGGUCAGAUGAACCCAAUCGGCGUACCGACAUCUGAACAGGCUAAGCUGCUCCCAGAUGGCACCAUACCAUCUACCCUUAACAAUCCGGUGAUGCCAGACGGCCCUACAGUAGGCAAUCUGAGUAACCUGCCCACAGCGGCCCCUCUGUCAGCCACUGGUGUGAGGAAAGCCUGGCACGAGCACGUCACUCAGGACCUCCGCAACCACCUUGUACACAAACUGGUUCAGGCUAUCUUCCCCACACCUGACCCUGCUGCCCUGAAGGACCGCCGAAUGGAGAACUUGGUGGCGUACGCACGAAAAGUGGAAGGGGACAUGUACGAGUCCGCCAACAGCAGGGACGAGUACUAUCACUUUCUGGCCGAAAAGAUCUAUAAGAUCCAGAAAGAGUUGGAGGAGAAAAGAAGGUCCCGGUUACAAAAACAGAUCAUCAACCAGACAUCUUUGACCGCAACGGGACAGCAGCCAUCGGCCCUCAACCAGCCUAUUGUCAUGGGACCGCGGCCACAGAAUGGACCCGUGCCUAUGCCCAAUGUGCCAAAUCAGAUCCUGAAUCGCAUGCAGGUGUCUCAAGGGAUGAAUCCAUUUAGUGCAAUGUCCAAUGUGCCGAUGUCUCAGGCUCCCAUGGGAACACGUGCCGCCUCUCCAAUUAACCAUCAACAGAUCAACAUGAAUCAAGUCCCAACGAUGAACAUGUCACCAACGCGAAUUGCUACAACGCAAGGUAUGCUGGGAGCUCACGGAGGGAACAUGGUCACACAAACGCCCAACCAGACGCAGUUCAUGACUCAACCACAGUUUCCUGCUAACACCAACACCAUGAACGUCAACAUGGGCCAGUCCAACUCGCAGACGCCAGUUUCACAGCAGCAGCCGAACGCUAACCUCCCCCUGAAUGCACUUGGCCCCUUGGGCCCCGCACUAGGCUGCCCUGCACCCCCUCAGGCUCCACUGCGAGCCACACCGCCCCCCAACGCCACCGCCGCCAGCACCACUAACCUGCCAGCAGCACUGCAGCCCUCCACACCCAUCCCCGCCCCUGCCCAGGCCACCCCUCCGCACAUGCAGACCCAGGCUGAGCUGCCCAUCCCUGCCCAGCAGCACCCUGGAACACCGACUGGUGAAAACCGUGUACCCACGCCAGCAUCAGCAGCCAGCACUGAGCUGCACUCCCAGCAUGCUGUGCCUGACGUACCACCCAAUGACACUAAAACAGAAGAGCAGGAAUACGACAUGGCCGUCAAAACAGAGCCCAGCACGGAGACAGAGGAAGACAAAGGCUCUCGGUUGGUCAAAAAGGAGGAGCAGGAGGGCUUUGAGGCCAAGCAGGAGCCAAUGGAGACGGAGGACAAGAAGACUGACUUGAAGACUGAGACCAAAGAGGAAGAUGAAAGCAGGACAAACGGCACGGCGUCCUCUGCACCGUCACAGUCUCGCAAGAAAAUCUUUAAGCCAGAAGAGUUGCGACAGGCUUUGAUGCCCACCUUGGAGUCUCUGUACAGGCAAGAUCCAGAGUCUCUGCCCUUCCGGCAGCCUGUGGACCCCAUACUUCUUGGCAUCCCUGAUUAUUUUGAUAUCGUGAAGAACCCUAUAGACCUGUCCACUAUCAAGCGUAAGCUGGACACGGGUCAGUACCAGGAGCCCUGGCAGUAUGUGGAUGAUGUAUGGCUGAUGUUUAACAACGCCUGGCUGUACAACAGGAAGACGUCGCGUGUCUACAAGUACUGCUCCAAACUGGCGGAGGUGUUUGAACAGGAGAUCGACCCAGUCAUGCAGGGACUCGGGUACUGCUGUGGGCGGAAGUACGAGUUUUCUCCUCAGACGCUGUGCUGUUACGGCAAGCAGCUGUGCACAAUACCCCGAGACGGCACUUACUACAGUUAUCAGAACAGAUAUCAUUUCUGCGAGAAAUGCUUCAAUGAGAUCCAGGGAGACAGCGUGACGCUAGGAGAUGAUCCUGCUCAGCCUCAGACCAUGAUCUCUAAAGACCAGUUUGAAAGGAAGAAGAAUGACACGUUAGAUCCUGAGCCGUUUGUUGAAUGUAAAGAUUGCGGGCGGAAGAUGCAUCAGAUUUGUGUCCUGCAUUAUGAAGUCAUUUGGCCUUCAGGUUUCAUCUGCGAUAACUGUUUGAAAAAGAGUGCGAAGUCGAGAAAGGAUAACAAGUUUACGGCAAAAAGGUUGCAGUCGACGAGGUUAGGCACGUACAUAGAGGAUCGGGUGAACAAGUACUUGAAGAGGCAGAACCAUCCGGAAGCUGGAGAGGUGUUUGUACGAGUAGUAGCCAGUUCAGACAAAACGGUGGAGGUCAAACCUGGCAUGAAGGCCAAGUUUGUAGACACAGGAGAGAUGAUGGAGACUUUCCCCUACAGAACCAAAGCACUUUUCGCCUUUGAGGAGAUUGAUGGAGUGGAUGUGUGUUUUUUUGGCAUGCACGUGCAAGAGUACAGCUCUGAUUGCCCUUUUCCUAACACCAGACGGGUAUACAUAUCGUACCUCGAUAGUAUUCACUUCUUCAAACCUCGCAUGCUGAGAACAGCUGUCUAUCACGAAAUCCUCAUUGGCUAUUUGGAAUACGUCAAGAAGCUUGGAUAUGUUACGGCACACAUCUGGGCAUGUCCACCUAGUGAGGGUGAUGACUAUAUCUUCCAUUGUCACCCUGCCGACCAGAAAAUCCCAAAACCUAAGCGCCUGCAGGAGUGGUACCGCAAAAUGUUGGACAAGGCCUUUGCUGAGCGGAUUCUGCAUGACUACAAGGACAUUUUCAAGCAAGCCACAGAGGACCGUUUGACGAGUGCAAAUGAGCUUCCAUAUUUUGAGGGUGAUUUUUGGCCCAAUGUGUUGGAGGAGAGCAUCAAGGAGUUGGAGCAAGAAGAAGAGGAGAGGAAAAAAGAAGAAAACACGGCAACUUGUGAAACUCCGGAGGGCACACCAGGAGACAGCAAGAAUGCAAAGAAGAAGAACAACAAAAAAACAAAUAAGAAUAAAAGCAGCUUGAGCCGAGCAAAUAAAAAGAAACCUGGGAUGCCCAAUGUAGCCAAUGACCUAUCCCAGAAGCUCUACGCCACCAUGGAGAAACACAAAGAGGUGUUUUUUGUAAUCCAUCUGCAUUCUGGGCCCAUGGUCAACUCAUUAUUACCCAUCCUUGACUCUGAUCCCCUACUGAACUGUGACUUGAUGGACGGAAGGGACGCCUUCUUGACAUUAGCACGGGAUAAGCACUGGGAGUUCAGCUCUUUGCGGCGCUGCAAGUGGAGCACCAUGUGCAUGCUGGUGGAAUUGCACAACCAGGGCCAGGACCGCUUUGUCUACACCUGCAACGAAUGUAAACACCAUGUCGAGACACGCUGGCACUGUACGGUCUGCGAGGACUUUGACCUGUGUAUUAAUUGCUACAACGCUAAGGGACAUGAGCACCAGAUGGUUAAGUGGGGUCUGGGUCUGGAUGAUGACAGCAGUAGCCAAAGUGGUGAGGCCUCCAAGAGUCCUCAAGAGAGCCGGCGUCUAAGCAUCCAGCGUUGCAUCCAGUCUCUGGUGCAUGCCUGCCAGUGCCGCAACGCCAACUGCUCUUUGCCGUCUUGCCAGAAGAUGAAGCGUGUGGUGCAGCACACCAAGGGCUGCAAGCGCAAGACAAACGGUGGCUGUCCGGUGUGCAAGCAGCUCAUUGCUCUCUGCUGCUAUCAUGCCAAGCACUGCCAGGAGAACAAGUGUCCUGUGCCCUUCUGCCUCAAUAUCAAGCACAAACUACGGCAACAGCAGUUACAACACCGGCUGCAGCAGGCGCAGAUGAUGCGGAGACGCAUGGCCACUAUGCAGGGUCGAGCCAUGCCUCAAAGCUUACCAUCACCACCUGCAUCCACAGCCCCCAGCACACCCACCUCGCAACAGCAACCCAACACGCCUCAAACGCCGCAACCGCUGCCCAAUCAGCCGACUACACCAAACGCUGUCGUAAUGUCACCAACCUAUCCCAAUACCCCACGCAAUGGACAACCACCUCCUCAAUCCUCACAGGGCAAACCCGGCCCACAGGCAUCACCGCUACAUCAGCAGCAGUCUCCACUCCCACAGCCACCCCAGCAGCAGCCUCCGCCACAACAACCUCCACAGCAGCAGCAGCCUCCACCUAUGGCAGUCAAGAUGGCACGGCACAUAGAAAUGGUUGCGCAGGCUCAACAGAACUAUCGCAUGACCAUGAACGGCCUUCCCAUGAACCACCAGCAGCCGCGCAUGCCAGGUGCAAUGCAACCACCCAUGCAGCUUGUUGGGCCACGUGGACAGCAGGUCAUGCAGCCCAUGCCGCCAGGACAGUGGACUGGAGGCGCUCAGCCAAGCAUGCCAGCAGCUCAGCAGCAGGUCGCUCAACAACAGACCCCACAGGGCCCUCAGCCAACCAUACCUAUACAGAGACCUGCAAUGCCCCAGCAAGUUGCCCAGCCACGUAUGAUGGUGCCCACACAGGGCCCUCGACCGCAAGCACCCCAGAGAGCCGCAGGCAUCGCUCCCAAUGCCUUACAGGAUCUGCUACGCACUCUCAAGUCACCUAGCUCACCCCAACAACAGCAGCAAGUGUUAAACAUCCUCAAAUCGAACCCUCAACUCAUGGCCGCCUUCAUCAAACAGAGAACCGCAAAGUACCAUGCCAGCCAGCCCCAACAGCAGCCGCAGCAGGGCAUACACGCAGCGCAGCCAGCCAUGCAGAACAUUGCAGCCUUGCAGGCUGUGCCACGACCUGGCAUGGCUCCCCAGCAGCAACAACAGCAGCCCACACCACAAAGCAUGGCAGCUCUUGGUCCACAGGGUCAACUCAUGAACCCUGCGCACGCCAACAAUCCUCAGUUACAGGAAAUGUAUCGACGCCAGCUUCUGCGACAGCAACAACAGCAGCAGCAGCAGCAGCAACAGCAGCAGCAGGGAGUGCUGUCACAAGCUCAUGGCCAGUUCCCACAGGCACAAGGAACUGCUACCAACUACACGCAACUCCGGAUGCAGCAGCAGCAGCAGUUGGCCAUGCAGGGAACAGGUGGACCCAUGGGCCAGCUUCCCCCAAUGGCCCAGAUGGGCCAGUCUGGGAUGGCUAUGGAUGGCACACCCAACCUUUUGCACCAGCGCAACAAUCUCCUACUACAACAACAGCAGCUUCCGCAACAGCAGGUCGUCCUCAAGCCUCCCAUGGGCUCACAGGCACAACCGAGCCCUAUGAGCCCACAAACUCACCUUCUCUCGGGCCAGCCGCAGGGCGCACACCUACCCGGCCAACCCAUGGCUAAUGCACUCAGUAAUCAGGUGUGUUCGCCAGGCCCCGUACAGUCGCCCAGACCUCCAUCACAGCAGCCUCCUCCACAUUCCAGCCCUUCCCCACACAUUCAGCCUCAGCCGUCACCCCAACAUGUGCCACCCCACACGGGGUCACCACACCCCGGUCUGUCGACGCCCAUGCCUGGCUCCAUGGAGCAAGGACACCUGGGCACACCCGAGCAGAGUGCCAUGCUCCCGCAGCUCAAUACGCCCAAUCGGGGAGGACUGCCCAGUGACUUAAACAUGGUGGGAGACACAACAGGAGACACCCUAGAGAAAUUUGUGGAGGGAUUGUAGCGUUUACUGGGAGACUCUACCCACCACAGUCUCCCCGUUCCUCUUUUUGUGGCUCUGUUGUUUUGUUUUUUCUCUAAUAUUCUCAAUUUUUUGUACUGACAUGUAAAAAGUUUGAAGAAAUGUAUGAAAAAAGAAAGAAAUUUAUGUCAACAAGGUUAGGGAAUGUUGAUGUUUCCUAAAAAAAUUGAAAAAACAGACUGAUUUCUUCCUUUAAAGAGGGAAAAUUGUUGAUUAAAAGAAAUAUAAAUCACAAAGAAUAUAUUUUUUGUUCAGUUUGGACCCGUGUGUGGUUCAUGUGUUGUGUUUGUUUUGUUUGGGGAUGGCAGCAGCGAUCUGGUUUCAUGCCUUUACUUUUACUUUCUUUUGUAAGAAAAUCGAAAUGUCAUUAUAUCAUUCAUACUUUUGUUUUAUACCUUAUCUAUCUUUACAGCAUUUUGUGUUGGAAGACUGUAAAAUAAUAUGCCGGGGCGUUAGGGACAGGGUUUCUCUGCGCUGUCCUUCAUCUUUCCUGGCAAUUGUAUUCUAGUGUUGCACCGUUUUUUUCAGACAUGCAUUCGGAGUUAUCUCCUUUCCUCAUUGUGAAGUUUGUAUGAGGAGAACUAUUUGUUUGUAUUGAUAGGAACUGUGCAUACGCAUGUAUGCAAACACAGACACACACACAUGCAUCACUCAGACAGUACAACACCAACCCCCAAGAGGAUAUGUACACAUUUACAACAUCUCACUGGUCUGGAUCCAGAGGUUCUGUCUUGCAGAUGUAGAAAAUUGUUGAUUUUUGUCCUACUUUUGUCAUACAGAUAUAUAAAUAUAAAGAGAGCUAGAGCGCGAGCGAGAGAGCCUGUGGGAGAAAGCGGGGCCCCUAAGCUGAGCGGGAGGGAAUGGGCGAUCACUGGUUGACUGCUUGUUGGAAUACAGAAUGGAUUCUGUUAUUGACCCUCAUUUCUCUCACACUAACUUGAACAGGGGCUCAGCUUUUUCCCUUAAUGUAAAUCGUGCAAGUUAUUAAGUACAAUAAAUAUAAGGAAGAGAGAAUGGAAUCACUGUAUAAACUGGUUUAAAAAAACUUAUUUCUUACUUAUAUACCAUAUUGUUAAAUAAACUGUGUGGAACAGAUCAAAAACACGUGUCUAAUGUUAUUAUGUGUUAUUAAAUUGGUUUAUUUUAAAGAA